UGUUAUCGGGGAGGCAGUGAGUGAGAUCAUUGAAACAGCUCCCCUCUCACACACAGCGUUACUACCCCUAGAGGUGUGUACAUUCUAAAUCACCUGCGAACUGCAACAAUAAUGCAGCAUGAGUCGCGCAACAUGAAUCGCCAGCAGGACGCCAAGGGAGUAAUCUUGACCGGGUAUUUUAGCAAUAGUGAAGUUUCACCUCCCGCCUCAGUUGUCAAUAAUGCCGAAGAGAUCGAGUCUUCAUCGUUGAGUCGCAGGACAGGCCUCUACAGUGUCCAGAGCCGGCCCAAAAAUGCCUCAGGAAAGCCCCCACACCACUGCUGUAACUCCCGGGACUCACUGGACGAGCUGUUCAUGGAUGAAUACUGGACAGAGGUGGAGAACAUCACCCUUAGCGGCGAGGGAAAGGGGGAUGCAGAGCCACAGGACGUGGUGCAGCUGAAGUUGCCGGAUGCUUACGAGGCCACUUGAUGCAAUUGCCUCUUCUGCCUAACGAGGGGGAACAGGAGAAGGCAUGGCUGACUGAGGCAGGGCUGGCCCCUCUGUUUGACGAGUCGGCGUCGGACCCCGAGGACAUGAUGGGGCUGUUGUUCACACUGACGCGCACACAGGCUGCCGCCGUAGAGAAACGUUUUGAAACCAUCAGGAAGAGGAGCAAGCAGCACCACAUACCUGACGUCAGAGACAUCUUCAAACUCCCAGGCACACUGGAGUCAAAGGAGGAUGACGCAAAGUCAACAGAGAGAAGUGAAAACAGAAAAAUGAAUAUUACGACACAUGGUCAGGUGGUGGGGCAGGGGAAUGGGGCUGGCCCUUCUGAGCAGAGUGUGUCUGAACCUGAGACUGACAUCAACCUAGAGCUGUCCUUCUCUGAUCAGGCCCUCAGCUAUAAGGAGGACUCAAAGACCAGCAGUGAGGCUCUGACGGACACAGACGAUACGCUACCUAACUUCAAGCUAAGCAGAGACAAGACUGGGCUGACCAAGAUGGGGGACCUGUCCCCUCAGGAUAUGAAGAAGGUGCACCGCCUGGUACUGAUAGAGAUGACCGCUCUGUUUGACACGGCAGGCAUCGACCUCAAGGCCCACAAAGCAGUCAAACUCAAGGUCAAAGAGUCUGGCCUGUUUGGAGUUCCCCUGGCCACCCUAUUGGAGCAGGACCAGAGGAGACAGCCAGGGACCAAGGUGCCAAUCAUACUGCAGAGGCUGAUCUUUCACAUAGAGGAGGAAGGUCUGGACACAGAGUGGCUUCUACGGAUACCCGGAUCAGCCACAAGAGUCAAGGCGGUUCAUGUGGAGCUGGAGGGGAAGUUCUAUGAGGGCCUGUUCUCAUGGGAGAGUCUGAAGCAGCACGAUGCAGCCAGCCUGCUCAAGCUCUUCAUCAGGGAGCUGCCCCACCCACUGCUCACUGUGGAGUACCUCAUUGCUUUCAUGGCAGUGCUCAAACUGCCCACUAAGACGCAACAGCUGCAGGCUCUCAACUUAGUGGUUCUGCUACUUCCAGAGUCCAGCCGUGAUGUACUGAAGGCGCUGAUGGAGUUCCUUCAGAGGGUCAUAGACCACAAAGAGCAGAACAAGAUGACCUUGAACAACGUUGCCGUGGUGAUGGCUCCAAACAUAUUCAUGUUUAAAGGCUUCCGCAACAAGAUCAGUAUGCAGCAGGAAUUAUCCAUGGCCACAGAGACCGCCAACAUCGUCCGACUGCUCAUCCGAUACCAAAACCUGCUCUGGACGAUUCCUAAAUUCAUAAUGAACCAAGUCAGGAAACAAAACACGGAGAACCAGAAGAAAAUUAGCAAAGAGCGUGCCAUGAGGAAACUCUUAAAGAAGAUUGCUUAUGACCGAGAGAAACCCGAAAAACAGAAGAAACCCCCCUCAGAGGCGGACAGUAGUUCUCAGGGCUUCAUCAGGGUCCAGGCCCCUCAGUUCUCUAAGGUCUCCAUGGCUGUCCAGUUGACUGAAGAGCUGCAGGCGUUUGACGUCCUCAGUCACUUCCUCAGCCAGAAGAGCUCUGUGUCUGUGAAGAGAGAAGACCUGUGCCUUUAUGAAAUAGGGGGCAAUAUCAAGGAGCGCUGUCUGGAUGAGGAUACCUAUAUGAAAGACCUGUUGGAGCUGAACCCCAGUGCAAAGUGGGUCAUCAAGUGGGUCAUCCAGAGAUGGGAUACUCACACCCUGCCAGCCAUGUCUUAAAUGUCCAAUGCAGCCAUUUUUCUCUCAAUAUCAAAUAAUUUCUGGGUAACAAAUAAAGUACCUUACUGUGAUUGUUUUCUAUUAAAAUGGUAAAAAUGAAACAAAAAUAGCUUAUUUGCAAAGGGCAAUUUCUGAGGCAUGAAUUUUGAUAGGACUGUCGGGUCUGAGUGAGGGGCCUGAUUGCACGAGCCUAAUGGGAGGGAUAUGUAACCUGAUAACUAGCUGUUAUUGGCAGAGAGGUCGCUAGGCAGGCCUCACUCCAUCCCACUGAAACAGGCUGAAAUUUCAGGCGGUCUUUUCAAACGGCUCUUGCACUAAAAGGGCAUUAUCAUAAUUUUUACAAUUUCACAGACUUUUUCCAACCUCAUAGUGUGGAAAUAUACAUUCACUGUCCAGUUUAUUAGGUACACCCAUCUAGUACCUUCCAGAAAAGCCUGAAUUCUUUGUGGCGUGGUUUCUACAAAGUGUGGCGUUCAAAUAUUUCUCAAUUGGUAUCAUGGGUCCUAAUGUGUGCCAGGAAAACAUUCACCACACCAUUACACCACUGGCACCAGCCUGUACCUUUGACACCAGACAGGAUUGGUCCAUGGACUUAUGCUGCUAAUGCUAAAUCCUGAUUCUGCCAUCAGCAUGACGCAACCGGAACUGGGAUUCGUCAGAGCAGGCAAUGUUUUUCCACUCCUCAAUUGUCCACUGAAACCACUUUAUGUUUUUAGCUGAUAGGCGUGGAACCUGAUGUGGUCGUCUGCUGCAAUAGCCCAUCCGUGACAAUGAUCGACGAGUUGUGAGUUCCGAGAUGGCGUUCUGCACACCACUAUUGUACUGUGCUGUUAUUUGCCUAUUUGUGGCCUGCCUGCUUGCGUGAUUCUUGCCAUUCUCCUUCUCCAUUCUCCUCUCUCAUCAACGAGCUGUUUUUUGCCCAUAGGACUGCCGCUGACUGGAUGUUUUUUCGCAUCAUUCUUGGUAAUCCAUAGACACUGUCGUGCGUGAAAAGCCCAGGAGGCCGGCCAUUUCUGAGAUACUGGAAUCGGUGCGCCUGACACCGAUGAUCAUACCAUGCUCAAAGUCCCUUAGCUCACAAAUUUUUACUUACUGUUUGGGAUAAAGCACUCCCCUGAUUGACAUGUAUGCUACUGGAAGUCCAACUGCCAAGAGCUUGAGGAGUUGAGGAGAGCCACUGAACUAUAAUCUGUGGUGGUAUUGAUCAAUACAGUAAAUGCCCCAAACCAAGAAAACAACAGUUGAGGAAACAGUAUAUUGUGAUGGAUUGCUCUAAAAAUGACGACAAUGUUUUUACAUUCAAUGAUAGACAUAAUUUAAACACUAAUAGGAUUUUCUUUACUCUGCAGCUUAUUCUCCAUUGUAAGAUAACUAAAAUGUAGCAUACAGGCCUCCCCAAACUACCAGGGUCAAUUCUUUUCUAUUUCAGUUUUAGUCAAUUCAGGAAGUACACUGACAUCCCAAUUCUCUUCAAUGCUUUUCAAUUGGGAAAAAUUGGGAUUGGAAUAUGGUUUACUUUCUUAAUUGACUAGAAUUUAAAUGGAAUUGACCUCAACCCUGCUAGCUAAAAUUGUGUUCAUAUGAAUAUGUGUUGGGUAGAUAUGUUGGGUAGAACCGGUUCUCAAGCUGUGGUCCUUAGCUAGCAUUCCAGGUCGCUUCCUAAUAACAUUAACAUCUGUAGUUCUCAAAAGGUACUUUCGAUGGAGGGAUCAGUUUUGAAUAAUGCAAUGUAUGUCCGAUCAUUUCAAUUUAGAAAACAUGAAUAACAUUAUUUCAGAUAUGUACUGUAUUUUAUACACUCUACCUGCCCUUAUGUUGUUCUUGAUACUGUGAAUAUGACUUGAAAGAUGUUCCAUUUGAUGUUGAAUACUGUAUGUUAUACUGCUUCUGAAAUGACCACUAAACCUUUUGUAAAUAAAUGUGUAAUUGCUCCUA
Oncorhynchus kisutch (coho salmon) is the source of this 4124-nucleotide messenger RNA. RefSeq names its product rho GTPase-activating protein 18. Gene Ontology annotation, biological process: signal transduction; regulation of actin filament polymerization; regulation of small GTPase mediated signal transduction. Gene Ontology annotation, cellular component: cytoplasm. The record is from RefSeq and is a predicted model, not a curated record. Gene Ontology annotation, molecular function: GTPase activator activity. The transcript is spliced from 16 exons. NCBI's taxonomy places the organism in Eukaryota, Metazoa, Chordata, Actinopteri, Salmoniformes, Salmonidae. The coding region runs from base 471 to 2189 and encodes 572 amino acids.